AUGGCGAACUACAAGAACGUUGCAGUUGCCGGUAAAGGGCUCUUGGGCUCAGCGGUUGUUCUUGCUCUCUCUAAUGCUGGCUUCAAUGUAACCGUUCUUGGGCGCUCCGAGAGCAGUGAAAGUCUUCCUGACGGCGUCAAACGUGUCGUGGUCGACUACAACUCUGCCGAUAGCCUUGAGGCCGCUUUCCGCGGUCAGGACGUUGUUGUAUCAACUGUCAGUGGAGCGGGAAUAUUUGUGCAGAAAUCUAUGAUCGAUGCUGCGAUCAAAGCCGGGGUCAAGCGUUUCAUCCCAGCUGAUUAUUCGUCCUCGUCGACGGAUCCGGCCGCUGAAACACUUCCCCAUUACGUACCAAUGGUUGACGUCCAAAACUACCUCAAAUCCAAGUCAGAAGCCGGCUUGAUCGAAUACACGGUGUUUGUCGUCGGUGCAUUCACCGAGUACCUCGUUCGAUUCGGGUUUGUCAUCGAUUGGGCAAAGAAAACUGCAGAGGCCUGGAAAGGAGGCGACGUCAUUCCUAUCAGCACUACCAGCGUGGCUGGAGUUGGAAAGGCCAUCAGUGGUGCACUGAAAAACGCGGACGCAACGAAGAAUCGGAACAUCUAUGUGCAUGAAUUCGUUGUCACUCAGAAGUACCUCUUUGGCCUUGCUGAGAAGCAUGGUGCCCCCAAAAGUCAGUGGACGUUGACAGAUAUCGACGACGUGGACACCGAAUUUGAGAGACGAAAAGCGUUGGCGACUGCUGCGCCCGAAUUUCCGAAUAUCAUAGCUCUUCUGAGAGCACAGAUGUUUGCUGGUAAGAUCAAAGUGCACUUCGAUCGUGUGGACAAUGAUCUGGUGGGUUUGAGGCAGCUCAGCGAGGCAGAGUUCGAUGCAAACAUUGCCAAAGAUUUUGCUUAG
Messenger RNA from Aaosphaeria arxii CBS 175.79, 900 nucleotides. Its product is annotated as NAD(P)-binding protein. Bases 1 to 900 code for a protein of 299 amino acids. The record is from RefSeq and is a predicted model, not a curated record. Lineage: Eukaryota; Fungi; Ascomycota; Dothideomycetes; Pleosporales. The transcript is spliced from 2 exons.